AUGAACAACCCUUCACAGUCGGUCCGGCUCAUCGAGAACGCCAUAGACAGAUUGAUUGCUUAUGGAGACAGGAUACAUGCGGUGUACCGAACGCAACACCCAGAAGAGAAAAGCAACCAGCUCGAAGUCGCUGCUUCUCAACGCAGUCUUCCCACUACUUCGCGUUCUCAGUCAUCAGAGAGAAGAACCUCUAUCUACUCUACGACGACUAAGGUGGCCGAAGUCCAGCCUGUACGUCCGGACGAUGAAGUUGAGACAGUAAACAAUUACUUAUAUACUGUGUCCAAAGGCGGCAGGAGAUGCACCAUACCGGGGAAGAUGUACUCGCGUCGCCUGCCAGACUCAUGGGUUGCCAUACGAUUUGUACUUUUCGACGAGGAUGGCGGUGAACUACUCAAUCUAAGAACCGAAAUUAGAGGAGAGCAGCUAAGAAACACAACCGUCAAUGGAAGAAACGCGGAGCUAGUUCCAUGAAAAAGCAAUCAUGAUAAACGUUCAGCAUCACAGCUUGAUUUUAGUCAAAACAUUUUUUGAAUAAAAUGCAUUUUGUGAA
Molecule: messenger RNA, 553 nt
Organism: Cylicocyclus nassatus
Lineage: Eukaryota; Metazoa; Nematoda; Chromadorea; Rhabditida; Strongylidae
Source: the annotation of a GenBank genome assembly